Talaromyces amestolkiae is the source of this 2040-nucleotide messenger RNA. RefSeq lists its product as uncharacterized. Gene Ontology annotation, molecular function: cation binding; 1,4-alpha-glucan branching enzyme activity; hydrolase activity, hydrolyzing O-glycosyl compounds. The record is from RefSeq and is a predicted model, not a curated record. The transcript is spliced from 8 exons. Gene Ontology annotation, biological process: glycogen biosynthetic process. The coding region runs from base 1 to 2040 and encodes 679 amino acids. Gene Ontology annotation, cellular component: cytoplasm. Lineage: Eukaryota; Fungi; Ascomycota; Eurotiomycetes; Eurotiales; Trichocomaceae.
AUGGCAGCUCUCACAGAGCAGCCCGAUGGCACUGGUGUCCUCAAACUCGACCCCUGGCUUGAACCGUUCCAAGACGCCCUCAAGACUCGAUUUGCUUACGCCCAGGAUUGGAUCAAGAAGAUCAAUGAUACUGAAGGUGGUCUCGAAAAGUUCAGCAGGGGAUACGAGAAAUUCGGAUUCAACAUCAAAGAAAACGGCGAUAUUGUCUACCGAGAAUGGGCACCCAGUGCAGUCGAAGCCUACCUUAUCGGCGAUUUCACGCACCCCUUGAAGGUGAAUGAUUUCGGUGUCUGGGAACUCACCCUCCCCGCCAAAGAUGGAGUCCCAGCGAUACCGCAUGAAAGCAAAGUCAAGAUUACCAUGGUCACCCGCGCCGGUGAAGUCAUCGACAGAAUUCCCGCGUGGAUUAGACGCGUGACACAAGACCUUGACGUUUCCCCCGUUUACGAUGCCGUGUUUUGGAAUCCACCCGCAGACAAGAGAUACAGCUUCAAGCAUGAUCGGCCGAAGAAACCUGCCAGUCUCCGAAUUUACGAAGCGCACGUCGGUAUUUCUUCACCGGAGACAAAGGUUGCGACGUACAAGAACUUUACGUCAAACAUGUUGCCUCGGAUCAAGUACCUGGGGUAUAAUGCCAUUCAAUUGAUGGCGAUAAUGGAGCAUGCCUACUAUGCUAGUUUCGGUUAUCAAGUUAACAAUUUCUUUGCGGCAAGUAGCCGUUACGGACCUCCCGAGGAUCUGAAGGAACUGAUUGAUACUGCGCAUAGCAUGGGAAUCGUGGUGUUGCUUGAUGUUGUGCACAGCCAUGCAUCCAAGAAUGUGCUAGAUGGUUUGAAUAUGUUUGACGGCAGCGAUCAUCUCUACUUCCAUGCUGGUCCUAAGGGUCAGCAUGAGCUUUGGGAUAGUCGGUUGUUCAACUAUGGUAGCCACGAAGUUCUGCGCUUUCUGCUCAGCAAUCUUCGCUUCUGGAUGGAGGAGUACAAGUUUGAUGGAUUCAGAUUUGAUGGUGUUACUAGCAUGCUAUAUACACAUCAUGGUAUCGGAACAGGAUUCUCCGGUGGAUAUCACGAGUACUUUGGUCCCGCUGUCGACUCUGACAGCGUUAUGUACCUGCAAAUCGCCAACGAGAUGCUCCAUGAGUUAUACCCGGAUACUAUCACCGUCGCUGAGGAUGUAUCAGGCAUGCCGGCCUUGUGUCUGCCUUUAUCUCUGGGCGGAGUUGGCUUCGACUACCGUCUUGCUAUGGCGGUGCCAGAUUUGUAUAUCAAAUGGCUCAAAGAAAAACAAGACGACGAAUGGGAUAUGGGCAAGUUAGUGUUUACUCUGACCGACCGACGACACGGCGAAAAGACUAUUGCGUAUGCAGAGAGUCACGACCAAGCUCUUGUCGGCGACAAAACUUUGAUGAUGUGGCUGUGUGACAAGGAAAUGUACACCAACAUGUCAGUCCUGAGCGAGUUGACUCCCGUCAUUGACCGCGGCAUGUCCCUUCACAAGAUGAUUCGACUAGUUACACACGGCUUGGGUGGCGAGGGGUGGCUCAACUUUGAAGGCAACGAAUUUGGUCAUCCUGAGUGGCUCGACUUUCCCCGUGCUGGAAAUAACAACUCCUUUUGGUACGCACGUCGUCAGUUGAAUUUGACCGACGACCAUCUACUCCGCUACCGAUUCCUGAACGACUUUGAUCGUGCCAUGCAAGUAACCGAGGAGAAAUACGGCUGGUUACACGCGCCACAAGCAUACGUCAGCCUGAAGAACGAGAGCGACAAGGUGAUUGUCUUUGAGCGUGCAGGACUGUUAUGGGUAUUCAACUUCCAUCCUACCCAAAGCUUCGCCGAUUACCGCGUCGGCGUCGAGCAGGAAGGCACAUAUCGCAUUAUUCUAGACACGGACGACGUUGAUUUUGGCGGACACGGCCGUAAUCAAAAGGAGACUCGAUUUUUUACCACCGAUUUCCCAUGGAACGAUCGCAAGAACUUUUUGCAGGUUUAUAUUCCGGCCAGGACUGCUUUGGUCUUUGCUCUCGAGAGCACUCUUUAA